AUGGGCUCGCCCAGGCGCAGCUCAAGCAACGGCGAUGAGGAGGAUGACUAUGACCAGAUCCCACUCCAGCACCAGCGCCCAUUUGGGACCGGGCUGUUCAGGAAACCGAUAGCGUUUGUAUCUGCUUCGGCGGGAGCGCAGCAGCUCAAGUCGGUCGAUGACACAGCAGCAGCGACACCGCGCCAGGACGUGGCCGACAUCUACCUGAGCAUGGUUCUCCCCGAGGACGCCACGCGGUCGCGGUCGGCGCCGCCCACAAGCAACAACAACAGCAGCAGCAGCACCACUACCACUACCAAGACAGCGGGGGACGAAUCAUCCCAGCCCUCAACAUGCCCGGUCUGCAGACUUCCCCUCGACACGGACCCUGAAACCCACCAGCAGACCCUCGCCCACCAGGUCUGCCUCCCCCACUCGCAGCCCCCCUCGGCCCUGGACCGCACCCGCAUGGGCCUGGCCUACCUCUCCGCCUACGGCUGGGACCCCGACUCCAGGAGGGGGCUCGGCGUCGAGCAGCAGGGCAUCCGGUACCCGGUCAAGGCCAAGGUGAAGGACGACAACCUCGGCAUCGGCAUGCGGGCCCCGUCGCCGCCGCCUCCUCCCGGAGAGAAGCAGAGGGAGGAGGAGAAGAAGAAGAAGAAGGCGCAGCUGCUCGAUGCCAAGAAGGUCCGCAAGAUGGCGCUCGACGACAGGAAGAAGGCCGCCAGGAUCCGCCAGGACCUGUUUGGCGAUGGCAGGCUGGAGAAGUACUUGGGACCGGGGGCGGCGGGAUGA
This is a messenger RNA of Thermothelomyces thermophilus ATCC 42464, 774 nucleotides long. RefSeq lists its product as uncharacterized. Lineage: Eukaryota; Fungi; Ascomycota; Sordariomycetes; Sordariales; Chaetomiaceae. Gene Ontology annotation, molecular function: nucleic acid binding. The coding region runs from base 1 to 774 and encodes 257 amino acids. The record is from RefSeq and is a predicted model, not a curated record. The transcript has a single exon.